CACCGCAACUGUCCCUUCUCCUUCUUUAUCGUCUGCUAGAUGAAUGUGACAGUUCAUCCUUCAUAUGUCAGACUGACAUUAGCAGGCGAUAGACUGUCGAGAUAAAAUGAAAAUUGUGAAGAAGAAGCCUCCGGCGUUUGUAGGAUGAGACUUAUAUGAUGACUUACAUUAUAUUUAUAUAUAUAGAGAGAGAAGUGUGAAUAGCUUUGUUCACUAGGAGUUAUCGUUCAUGCUUUCAUUGCUGUGUUUUGUCUUUAGUUGUCUACAAAGGAAACAGUGAAUGCUUUUCUUUUUUAAAGGCAAAGUUUCGACAUUUGUAUAACCUGUGGUAGGAGGAGAGUAGAUUCAAACGACGAUUUAAUCAAUUUGGCCGAGGAAAUGUAUUCCAGUUACUCAACUGAUGGUUUGAGAUCGCAUCAAUAUGUACAACAUUACAUCUCACUUUUUAAUCCACCCAGACAGCUACAAUAGCAGUCAUUCUUUAGCCGCCAGGCGAUAACUUCAGACUUGAGUACUGACGUGCGCCAUUUUGUGCGUGUGUACUCGAUGACGUCAAUACCACGUCAAAUCUUUUGUCUCCAGACUUCAUAAUUCAAAUCCAAACACUGUGCUCAAUUGUGUGUCUCCUUCAAGUGACGCCAAGAUAUUGCGAUGGAAGAAAACCGGCCUACGGAAUGCCGAUGCCGUUGCACAUCGGCGGCGACGCGGCAUUACAAAAGAGACUUGGCGAUAGCAGCCAUGAACCCAAGGACUAGCUUCAACCACACAUUCCGACUAGGGGGGAGGAUGGUGACGCCGCUGGGAGCCAGAGCCUGGAUUAUUACUCUACUAACUUGGAUAUUAGCCGGUGACGCCCUGGGGAGGUCCAUAGGAACAGAAAGAUACCCAGAUCAAAGCUUUCCAAGCAAGAACUUUAUUUUUAAUCAAACAGUGACCUGUGGCGACUUCACUCCUGGCAAGUUUAUAGCGCCUACAUACACCUGUGCUGACCUCAGGGUCAACGGAUUCCGACUGGCAUACGGGUACUUUUUUGGUUGGUCAGUUGGUCAAGAGUAUCAGAGAUGUCAGGAGACUUACGGCGUCCACGAGUUUGCCACGCUAUGCCAAAUGCUUCUUCGGAGCAUCAACAAAGAACACAUGGGCUUCAAGGCUGUUUAUAUUCCCAAGUCCACAUGUUCCUAUAUGAAUGAAACAAGAAAAUUGUUGAAGAAAAUCAGCGAGACGGACUUCCAGUGGACAGACUUCAAACCCGGCUGGGGCUGGACAGACACAUUACAAUGCAUGACCAACUACAAAAAAGGAUGAUAUAGGGUGACUCUCCGACUCCGACACUUCUAGGGAUAUGUUUGCUAGCAUUGUGUUGAGAAAUGCCUUGCAGUCUAAUUGUAUAUAAAAUAUUGCUGAAUUUAUACACGUUUGCCCUAAUUGCGAAUCAGACGCUUCAUAUCUAGGUCAAGCAGUGAAAUAUAUUGUUUCGCCUUAUUUAUUUAUUUCAUUCUUACUUUUUUUUUUGUUAUUCCACUAUACAUUUUGAUGACAUCAACAUUGUUAUAACACAGAACACAACUAAACAAUUUGAUGAAGAUUUAUGAGGGCCCAGUCUGAAUGUUUACAACAAGGGUGCUUGAAACUACGUCCCGCGGGCCGAAAACGGGCUAUCCAGCCAUUCGAAACUUCAGGCUAGUGUUAAGGAGAGAGUUUUAAAAAUAUAAUUAAAAUAGUGGAAUAUAUUAGGGAACAUUUCCAGUCAAAGGUAAGGGUCAAGCAAGCAGUUUCCAAAAUGUUACAUUCCGUGGUGUGGUUGUCUAGUAUGACAUUUCCGACAGCAAUCCUUAAAGUGGAUGAUCAUGAUGUUGUACAGGUAUCUCUCACAGUGAAUAAACACGUUUAAUUUAUGAAAUGGGCAAAGAAGUCCAUUUCGUUUGAUUGCCUCACGGAUGAAUAUUUCGAUUCUGCUUUCCAACAUGGUGUAACUACUAUGGGACAGACUCUGAUGUCGGUAAAGAAAAUCUCCAGACAUUGUUUCUUGAGACUAAAUGUUGGAUCCGAUGCGUUUAUAAUAUAAUUUAUUGUAAAUGUUUUGUGUUUUGUUUUAAAAUCAAUUGUGUAGUUUCGAGUUUGUUCGUCCCAAGACCUUUGCGAAUCGAAAAAGUCUUAGCAGCACUGAAUAAAAAUUAUCUGCUUCUCCUGAAGAAAUACUACUACGCUUAGUUGAGACGGUACAUGGAAGAUUCAUUAUAAAUUUUGUGUUCAAACUUUUCUUCCAGAUCGGAGUUAGUGAACAUAGAAUGGCAUAUGGAAUAUAACAAAAUUGCAUUUGAGCUAAAAAUUAUGUAAGAAAAUAAUAUUAAAUUCAAGGUUUUAAAAAUAUGAAUUAUUAAUAAUUAUCUCACUAUUGCUUUAUAAUUAUAUAAUUUUUUUUUUAAAGUCGAAUUGAACCAAUCAAUUAUAUUAACCCUUUUUUAGCGGCCUCCGAAAGGGGAAAAGACGCAAUUAUCCGUCUGUACGUCUAGAGAAGAUAGUGAAAAUCCGACAUCGUAAUAUUUUAAUCCAUUCAAAGUUCUGAUGCACUGGCUACUUUUUUCUUUUCUAAAAGCGAAAAAUCUAAUUUUUAAAAUCACUUAUGCAAGCACUUUUUACAUAAAAAUACACCACUUUUACAACUAUUCACUAUUAAUAGUAACUAACACUGGAGGCUCCUUAGUAGGGGAUGUGAGAAUUUACAUUUGUAAGACAUUUAUGCAAAUGGUUUUAGACGUUUUGUUAAAAAAAAAAUUUUACAUUUGUAUUGCUACGUUAUGUAAGUUCUGUCCUACUAACUACUACAUUACCCAUAAAUAAUGCUUACUUUUUUUUUAUAGAGAAAAAAUUCUUUUUAAUAUGCAUAUACGUUGGACAUAAUUUAAACAAUUAAUAAGUAGGUUUUCAUAUUAUCUCGUGAACUGCAGUGCUGCAUAAUCAAAAUUAUACACUUAGCUAUUUUUUUUUUUUUACGGAAAUUUCUUUUUCUUGAGGAUUUGAAUAAGAGAUUAACCCUUUACAAAACAAUUAGAUCAGUUAGAUACUCAUUAUAAGACAUCAGUUAGGCCAGGUUCACAUCUAACUUAACCUUCACUUUCACCUAUCCUUUGGUCUGCUGGACCGCGGGGCACCACAUAAGAUCUGUCAACCUUCUUUCUUCAUUUUUUCUCUGUCUUUUGUCUUUGAUAGAAAUUCAUUCUGAUGUUCUUUCUGAAAAUAUUGAAACCUGCCUUUUUACCUGCCUGGGUGGACCACAUUGGGGGCCGAUUUUGAGUUUGUGUUUCCACACAAACUGUCUUUGUAACCUUGUUAUACAUAAAUAUUGAUACAAAUUUUAACCAUUUAAUGUUAGUAUUUUGUUUUAUGUCAAUCUACAUCCCAAUAGUAAACAAAAACAGAUUUAUUUUUACUGACGUUUUUUUUUAAUUUCAUCAUAAACACUUUUAUCAAAAUGUGCAGUUUUACUCCAGUUCUGAAAUCAAAUUAUACGCUGUGAGACUCAAAUUAGGCUCGAGAUAUUUAUAGUCGUAAAUCCCAUAGAAGCUAUAAUGACAACAAAUACAAUCCACUAGAGCAUGCAGUGUACUCAUCCGGGGCCAAAAACAUAAUAAGCCACUUGUGAAAUGAACCUUCACGGAUAAUAAUUUUGUUUCUAUUCUUCAAUGAAUCGUUCUUAGGCGGAUCCAAGUUGACAAUCCCCGAUUGGGGAUCAAAGAAUAGGUUCAUUGUUUAAAUAUUGACAUCCACGACUGGGAAGCACUAGCUCUCGAUCGCUCCCCAUGUCGUGAAGCUGUGAGUCUCGGAGUCUCGAAAUACGAAACAAGGAGAGUGACAGGCUGAAAGAGCGCCGAGCCAACAAAAAGCUGAGAGAAGAAGUAGGCAUAUCUGCAACUGACCAAACCUACCCAUGCCACUAUGCGGCCGGCUUUUUAAAGCGAGGAUUGGACUUUAUAUAUAUAUAUAUAUAUAUAUAUAUAUAUAUAUAUAUAUAUAUAUAUAUAUAUAUAUAUAUAUAUAUAUAUAUAAAAUUCUUUAGAUGAUUUAAAACGUACAGUUUUCAUUCUUUGUAAAUUGUUGUAUAAUGUUUGGCAUGUUUCGGACGUUCCUUCAGAGUUGAAGAUAAUUUACCUCCUAGUCCGAACCUCCCGCAGGACGACGGGGAUAUGAGCGGGAAAGGGUUUGAACCCGGGACCAUCUAUAAAUCCAAAUUUCAUUAAAGAGCGCAAACCACACGACCAGGCAGCCAUCUUUGGAAGGGACUAUGUUAGAAAAAUGUAAUGGAACAGAUUAAUGAAGUUUACCUUUGUCCGAAAUGCAUAAAAACUGUAUGAUCUUCUACGUGGAACUUAAAUACUUUUAAAUGUCGUCCUACUGUUACUACAAUGUGUAAGUGAUAAUCCAGUUUCACCAGUGUGAUAAAAUAGAAAAAAGUUUGUUUCUUUUUUAAUUAUAAAAUUGUAUGUUUUACCCAUUCAUUGCAGCACUUAAAAAAAAAUAAAGAAAAAUGUGUUGUGAAACUGUCGGGCCACAUUUGGUCCACCGACCAUGGCCAGUGAAUACUAAUUUGUGUAAAAAGGCCGUGCCUAUAAACCCUGUCUCAAAAAUGAUGUUAUUGAAAUGUUUGAGCUUGAACUAUUGGAGAUUGAAGAGGUAUGCUCUCUAUAAACAAGAAUGGGUUUCUUGGUGUUUUUUGUUUUAUCUUGUUUUAUAAUUUUGUUGUUUUAUCAUUUAUAAAAUGCUAUGUAUAUUGAUGUCCAUCAUGUACAUGAUCAACUGUAUAAAUGAAUGACAUUGAUUGAAUGAGUGAUCUUGUAUCAGUGAUUGAAUGAGUGAUCUUUGUAUCAGUGAUUGAAUGAGUGAUCUUGUAUCAGUGAUUGAAUGAGUGAUCUUGUAUCAGUGAUUGAAUGAGUGAUCUUUGUAUCAGUGAGUGACUGCUGGAUUGAGAGAUUGUAAAUAAAAACUAUAUUGAAGAUAUGACCAUCAAAGACACUUUCAAAUUUUGGUAUGUGGUUUACUUUUGAAAAACGACGCAAUUUAUUUGUAUUUAACUUAAUGUUAUUGUGCAUUGCCACUCUAUACAUAGACUAUACUACACAGAUGGUUAUUAGACAUAACUAUAUUAAACAUGUGUAUAGAAUACACCAAAUACAAGAUUUAAAUGAUAUGCUAGAACAAUACAUGAGUCUGAUCACUUAUAUGUACAAUACUCCACGUAAGAUAGUCUAUAAAUUGACUCUCAAAUCUUUGCAUCCCAUGUCUUGAGGUACUGAUUUAAUGUAUUUCACAUCAAGUUAGUGUACACUUCUGGUUCUAACCUUAAUGCAUUCUGUGUCAAGUCAUGUUUCACUUGUGGGAGGGGCGUAGCUACUCAAGUGGAGGUGUGUGGACCCACACUUACUCAAAGGUGUUACCAUGGCAUGGGCAGGUGAAUUGGUCAUGGCAUUUUAGGAAUUAAGAAUUUUGACCCAGUGCAUGCCAGGAGAACCUUGUUUGGAGAAGAAAUAACGACAUUCCUCUUUCCGUAAUAAAAUACUUUUUAUCCUUUAAGUAGAAUUCAUAAAAAGAUAAAAAAGCACACUAUUAACACACCCUAUAAUUUAAUUUUCAAUGAUAAAUUCCCCAAAAAGUAGACUUAACCUGAACUUAUUGACUAAUUUCAAUUAUUGUCUUCCACAGAAUGUAACUCACAUUUUAUAUAUAUAUAUAAUAAGACUAACUAAGGAAUGCAGUAUUUCCCAUGAUUGCGCAUUUCUUUUGGACUCAAAUGUGUACCUGCGGCCUUUGUAAGUGACCUCCAUCUGUCUCUUUCUCGUGCUUUUUAAAAAUUUCAGUUAAAGCAAGUUGGCGCUUAAGCUGGUCUUAAAUAUGGUUAUAUUCAAUUCCAUUAUAAAAUUACAGUUGUUUUUUUUUCCUCAAAAUGCAAACAUAUUGAUUAUUGUUUAUACCAUUUAAACAACAGAGACAUUCAUCAUAACUUGAAAUAUUACAUAAAGCUGAAAUUUUUAGCCAGGCAUCGAAAGUGUUGCUAUGCCUUGUUCAGUCGCCAUGACAACACACUUGAUCAUGCUCUGAUCUUCAGACUUAAGUUGGGGCAACAUUUUGACGUUUGCCUCAUUGGUAAAUGUCAAUCUGAGUCUUGAACGGUGUGGCCGAGUAUAAUAUCACUUGGCUUAAAAACCGAGGGUUAUCUAGUCCAAAUCCGAGUUACCGUAACCAAAUGCCAGUGUAUGGUGUUGUAUGAAUCAUAUCGGAAUUUUACAUAGUUUUUAUGAUUCAAAAUAAUUUUGUUUUUACAAAACCCUUCUGUCUGUCUGUCUGUUACAAAUUUUGAACACGUUAUUUAUCCCACUUUCCAAUCUCGGAUCAAGUUUAAAAUGUGUAUACACAAUUAUUUAUUGUUCCUAACAAAACUUGAAUCAAUCAAAAAAUUAACCAAUUAGUUAAUUAGGUCAUUUUUAAAAUUUUGUGUAAUAUUAAAAUAGGAAAUAAUCAAACAGCUUUGUGAUAUAAAGGCUGUAAACGUGGAGCUUUUCCCAUUAGAUAAGCAUCGUCUUUUUUUUUUUUUUUGGAAAUAUUUUGCCUGUAUUUGAUUCAAAAUAGCUUUUUUUUUGUCUUGUUUUGAUUUUGGUGUCGGAUUCUCCCCCCCC
Molecule: messenger RNA, 6668 nt
Organism: Biomphalaria glabrata
Lineage: Eukaryota; Metazoa; Mollusca; Gastropoda; Planorbidae
Exons: 5
Coding region: 652-1305 (217 amino acids)
Source: RefSeq, a predicted model, not a curated record